Molecule: messenger RNA, 9202 nt
Organism: Biomphalaria glabrata
Lineage: Eukaryota; Metazoa; Mollusca; Gastropoda; Planorbidae
Product: matrix metalloproteinase-24-like
Exons: 12
Coding region: 445-2172 (575 amino acids)
Biological process (GO): collagen catabolic process; proteolysis; extracellular matrix organization
Cellular component (GO): extracellular matrix
Molecular function (GO): metalloendopeptidase activity; zinc ion binding
Source: RefSeq, a predicted model, not a curated record
GGGGGAAUAGAGCAUGGCAACUGUGAGAUGAAUGGCGGUGUUCCACUCCCUCAAUUGGAACUAGGUUUAGAUGUGUGCGCCACGGGUAUCGUUGUUGUCUAUCAACUCAAUCAUGACUCUAAUAAACUAGACAUCGCUGACCCAAUCCUUGGAUGCCUUUAGGUUUUGACCUAAAACCUAGCUGCUGACUCUCGGACAUUACUUCUUUCAUUAAUGGAUUAUAUUUGUACAUUGAAGAGAUCAUGCCUGUGCUGACUUGCAGAGCUGAGCAGUAGAUUAUCAUCUUCAGUCCUACAAUAGCGCCCAUAUCUCUUAUAGUGAAAAGCUGCUCCACGCACUGACACGAGUUGGCCAUGGUCCUGAAGUCUAGCCUAGAGAUCUGCUAGCCUCCGUUGGAUACCAUGCUAGACCCGUGCCCAGGGGGAGACCAGUGGUAACGCCAGGAUGACAGUCAGGGGCCGUAGACAAAAGGCCCCACCUUCUGUCCUGGUCUACGCCUCUUUGGUGUUGUGUUCAGUGUUGGCGGUGCCGGUGCCGGAGGUCAACGUGACCCAGUCGCAGGGCUUGGACUAUUUGGUUCAGUUCGGCUAUCUGGAGCCACAAGAUCCUAAGACUGGCGCCUUGAGGUCGGAGCAGUCGUUCACUCAGGCCUUAAAGACUUUUCAAAAAAUGGCGGGAAUACCACAGACUGGUCAACUGGACAACAUGACGCAAGCUAUGAUGAAGCUUCCAAGGUGUGGCAACAAAGAUAACAUCGAGCUCGGAAUGGGCGCCAGAAAAAAGAGAUACGCCUUGCAAGGAAGUAAGUGGGCCAAACACAACCUCACCUUCAAAAUCUCGGAGUACCCGAGAGGCUUGUCACGUGACAGAGCGGAGAAGGAAGUUUAUGAAGCCUUAAAGGUCUGGGGAAAUGUUACACCACUAAAUUUUAUCUUGAGACCCUUUGACGAGAAAGUUGAUAUUGACAUCAAGUUUGCCAGGCGUCAACACGGCGACGGGAACCCAUUUGACGGGCGUGGUCAGACGCUGGCCCAUGCGUUCUUCCCCCAGUACGGCGGAGACGCCCACUUUGAUGACGACGAAGAGUGGACCAUCAACCUGUCUUCCGGUAUCAACAUGUUCCAAGUGGCAGCCCAUGAGUUCGGUCACUCUUUGGGCUUGUCCCACAGUGACGUCAGUACGUCCCUUAUGGCGCCUUUCUACCGCGGCUACCAGCGUCACUUUCAGCUGGACCAUGAUGACAUUACCGCCAUUCAAGAAUUGUACGGUCAAAGACGAAUUAAAAACAAUGACGUCAACAAGAUAAUUCCUAAACAGACCAGCACCGUUACUACCAGGGUACCCAAAAUUUGUAAUGACCCUAAGAUCGACGCGGUUACCAUGACAUCAGAUGGCCACACAUAUAUCUUCAAAGGUAAACAAUAUUAUCGCUUAAGCAGUUACGGAAUAGCCGAUGGCUAUCCGAGGGACAUUGCCCAGGACUGGAAAGGCGUGGAAGGUCCGAUAGACAGCGCCCUGCACUGGGACAAUGGAUAUACUUAUAUUUUUAAGGGAGACUACUACUGGAAAUUUUAUAACUUCAAUUUGAUUUACGUACGAAGUAUAGAGGAAGGUUUUAAAGGUCUGCCCGGCAACAUCGACGCCGCCUUCGUCUGGGGAGGUAACGGAAAGACGUAUUUUAUCAAAGGCAACCAAUAUUGGCGGUACACGUUGAAUCACGUCGAUCCUGGCUACCCUAAGCCCAUGUCAGUGUGGACUGGUCUGCCUUCACACAUUGAUGCCGCCCUCAAGUGGAAGAAUGGGCGUACUUACUUUUACAGCGGAGACAUGUACUACCGCUAUAACGAUGUGGAGUUCAACAUUGAUAAAUCGUAUCCUCGUCCUAUCGGCGAGUGGUGGUUCGGAUGCCCGGACAAGGAGCAAAUGAAACAGCUGAUUGGAGACACCACUACAGUCACAAUCCGGCAGGGAGACAACGCUUCCGUUUCAGCAGACGUGCCGUCGUCCCACAAUGUGGCCAGGGAGAAGUGGACUUCUGCAAACGGCGGGCGAACAAUUCAUUUGUACUCUAGUCAUUCGAAUGUUUUUAUAUUCUGUUACAUGAACAAUUUGUUAUUUUCAAUGCUCUUUAUUUCUCUUGUUAAUGCUAAAAUAUUAAAUCUAAUUAGUUGAUAUUAGCCAAACGAGAAAUGGAAUGGUGCCACUGUAGUCAAGCUUAUCUCUGUAUCUUAUGCUGCUAUACUUUUAAAAAAAGGGUGAAGGUAGAGUACUCUUAUUGUCAUGAAGCCAUUAAAUCUCAUUCAUCCAACUGCUGCCCAUAUAAAGCACAACUUCUGUGAUCUAAAUGAUGAGGCAAGUGGGCCUAUAAGUCAUUUGGUGUGAUACCUCAGAGUCAGCUUCUAGAGGCUAAUAUUAAAAGAAAAAAAGAAUUCUAAGUAUAUGCAAAUUUGUACAACCUAUACAAUUGUAACAAUGAUUGUUUGUGAGAAUCUAUGACAGGGUCAUUAUCUCACAUUGGACAGUCACUGACUGAACUUUAAAUUAUAGAGAUAUGCCUAUACAAGAUUCCUACUCUCCGUUCCCUCAAAAUGUUUUAAAAGUAUCUUGUUUGGCAAAAUCAUAUAACAUAAUAUGCAACAUUCUUCUCACUAGAAAUGUAUCAAUUGACUUUCCAUACAAAUAUUUGUUUUUCGGUCACGGAAUGAUCGGUAGAGUAUAUGUAUUAUAUAGUGCGAAAUGUGUGAGGAAUGCAAAUACGAAUGAAUAAUGUUCAUGAUUCUUAACAAAGAGAUGCAGACUUAAGUUCUGCUACUUUAAUCUCUGCUUCAUCUGGUUAGAACUUGUUUGUUUCGUUGUCUUUUGGUUCUCUUUGUGUGCGCGCAUGUUUCUUUUUCAUCGUAUGAGCUGUACGGUUGAAAGCUUUCCAAUCUCACAAAGAGUUGGAGCUCCUAAUUUGUGAUGGCAACAAAGUGAAAUGACCAAAGCGUUAUAGUUGAAAUAAUCGACCCAGACUGGGAAAGAAAAUCGCAACGACGCGGAUGUUUACGCGUGAACAUUCGCUUUUAAAAAAAAAAUCGUAAUUCUCAUUUGAUAAGUCGCUAAUUUGUGUGGUCUUAAGGUUUGGUAUUCUAAGGCUUUAACGUCUUAAAAGUAGAAAUCGCUUCGAAACGUGACAAUCCGUGGGGCAGAUGUGAAAUUAGUUCUACGACCUUGACUUUGCCAACUCAAUUUCCGACGCCUACUUACUGAUGUCGCGAGUACCUCUUUGAAAUCCCGAAUCAAGCCUACAAUUAUCAGUUCUCAUUAAGAUUUGAACUCGACACGCUGUCUUGCAGAUCGUUCAUUAUCUUCCCACCAAGUCCAAACCACAGAAGCUUUGAUUUCUCUUCCAAUUAAUACUUUGGAUUCUACUGCCUUUCCAAUUGCCAGUUAAGCUCUAGUUUGUGUGCUUAUUUCUCAUAUGUUAUCAAAGCAUUUACUUGCGUAUGUCUUGAAAACAACACAAGCUCAAUCUAAAUGACUCUGCCAGGAUUCAGACAAUCUCACAAGUACAAUGACUGAUUCAGUUUAACGUACUACAAAUAAUGUUUCUCAUAAUACUAUUUACAAGUACUUCCAAUUUUGAUCUGGCCAAAGACAAUUAGUUAAAAUAAAUAUAUUGCCGCACGUGGGAUACGGCGUUGAGUGGCUCUGCUUAGAGAGUUGUAGGCCUAGUUCAAAUCCCGAUGUGGGCUAGUACUCGACCUGAACUAAAGGCAGCGCAGAAACAUUCCUAGAAAAACUCUCCCCUCACAGGCCCGCAAAAGAUAAUAGACCAGAGCACUCUGAGCAUGCUAUACAUAACAUAAAUAUAUGGACUCACAAAGUAAAGGUUCUUGAAGAGAGAGAGAGAGAGAAAGAAAAGAUGGAGCAAAUCUUACUGAGCAAAUCAAAGAGCUUUUCAAUUCACGAACUUCUAUUAGUUAGGAACCAAAUCUAUAAUACUGGCUGGAAUUACCAGGUCCACAGCUUGUGCCUUGCUAAGCCCAAGACAGUCUGGAAAGACAAAGGCUCUAGAAAUCAGAAUGAUGCAAUCCUUUGUCAUGGCGACAUUCUUUUAGGCUUGCGAAUCUUGGACAUUUACUGCUGAAUCGCAUCACAAACAGGAUGACAAUUGAGCCCCAUGAUGAGAUGUUGACAAGAGUAAGACCAAACUAACUUAAACUGUUUGGACAUAUCACGAGGUCUUUAAGGUUCACAUAGACAUUCCUGCGGGGAACAGUACCAGGGAAAAGGAGGAGGCAGGCUGAUAAAGCGAUGGGAAGACAACAAAUCUAAGAAUGGACGGACCUGUUAUCGAAAGAAAUGCUAACCAAGACGAAAAGACAGCGAGGAAUUGAGAAAAACAGUCAACGGAUCUUGUGUGAUGCCCUAACGCUCCAAUAAACUAAGGUAUAUUUAAAGUGAAGAUGUGAAAGAACAAACUAUAGGCAAGUGCUGUUUGGUUUUAUCUUGCUGACCUAAAAGUCAAAGAGUACCAGGCAGUGUAAAAUGUUGUUUGUUUGUUUUUUAAAGAGAAAUCUAUGUUCGAGAUUUUCAUAAAAUAGAAAGAAAUACAUGAAAAGCAUUCUUUCAUAUGGAAAUCUGGCGUAUACUAUAGGAAAGUAUUGAUAAACUUUUUUUUAAAUCGUAUAAUAGUUUUUUGUGCAUUAAUUUUUAGCACUGUAGAAUUAAAGAAUAAAUCUUAAGCAAAGAUCCCACUGUGAAUGAUCAUUCGUGCGUAUUAUAAAAUUGCUAAAAAUAAAUGUAGCCUACACGUUUUUACUUGUGUAGCUAUACUACAGUAGGCCUACUUCUAAUUUGGAACAUGUGUAUAUAAAGAGAUACAACUGUUUAGCUGCUAACAGUAAGUGUAAUUUUUCUUUUUAAGUGGCAUGGUUUUUCCGUACUACAAGGCUUUUAGAGUUUUAAGCCAGGUAAUAUUUUGUCUAAGAAUUAUUGUUAAGGAAAUCUGCGUCUUGCUCCCAGUUAAUUUAAUUACUUCCUUUGCAUACACCUUCCUACAUCCUGUAUAUUUAACAGUUUCUGCGUUGUCAUCCGUGUGAUUGCUCAAAGAGCUGAGCCGAACGCUCUUCGAGCUCUAGGCAUGUAAGCCUGCUUGAACAAACCGUUUUGUCUGGAAGAGAUCCAAGUCAAUGCAUAUGUAAAACAUUGUUAUUUCCGGCAUAUCUGGCACUCCGGGCGCAUGGGCUAGAAUGCAUGGCCGAAGGCCGAGUACGUCCACCAUUUUCCUAUGUUGUAGCAAGCUAACGUUGCAGGACUCGCCAUUAGUGUAACGGUCCCUAAAGGAACGGCGCAUGGAUUAUCGACAGGGACGUGGAAACUCUCAACUCCGCACCGUGCAAUGGGAAAGCUCUCGCAUUCCCUUGGACACUCUCACAGGAGUUUUGUUUUGCUAUUCCUUUAGCCUAAUCACUUCCUCAAGUAAUCGUUUCCACCCGGGUGCCACGUUGAGGCAAAAUAGCAUACCCGAGGCGUUGCCAUCCAGAACUGACAAUUGUACAACGUGGCUCUCAAAUGCAGGAGAAAGGGUGGGGAAGGUUAUAUAUGUAUUUAGGGAAACUGAUGCUAAGUACCGCAUGUAUUUAGGGAAACUGAUGCUAAGUACCGCAUGUAUUUAGGGAAACUGAUGCUAAGUACCGCAUGUAUUUAGGGAAACUGAUGCUAAGUACCGUGCUAUGUCUACAGCCUAUGCAGCCGAAUUUAUUUGUUCUGUUCUUUUAUUUUUGGAGGCGCGGUGGCUGAGCGGUAAGCCGCUUGGGCUUCCGAACCGGGGGUUCUGGGUUCAAAUCCUGAUAAAGACUGGGACUUUGAAUUUCGGGAUUUUUAGGGCGCCUCUGAUUCCAACCAGCUCUAAAGGAUACCUUGUCAUCAAAUUGGGAAAACGUAAAGGCGGUUGGUCGUUGUGCUGGCCACGUGACACCUUCGUUACCCGUGGGCUACAUAAAGACUCAAAGAUCAUAACAUCUGAAUUGAGGAAGUUUAUUUUUUUUUAUAGUACAUAUCAUUGCUAAAUAUUUCUAGAAGCCCUAAGCUAUAGUUUGUGUUGCCUAUAAGUAAACCCGACCUUAACAGUACCCAACCUUUGUCUGUCGGUGGGGGGGGGGGAGGAUAUAUACAUUUACGACAUGCCGCGAGUCUCAUCCCCACACACACACAAAAAGUCAAGACCAAAGGAAGUGGGCCUAAGUGGUUUUAUAAUAUCUGAGCUGAAAGCAAAAGUCUCAAGUGAUGAAAAGCACAAGGGUCAUGGGCUGGAUAUGGCCCGCUGUUCGUAGUUUGCGGAUCACUGUUGUACAAGUAAUGGUUAAACAGCACAAGUAGAGGUUGCACGGUUAUGAUUCGAAUAAAUUAAGAAGCUUACAACACUUGAUGAUACAACACCACCGUGACGUUAAACCCGCUAUAUUGUUCCUAAUGGGUUGACGAUUGAGGCCUUUUUGUGGUCAUUCAGGGAUGGCGAGGACUUUGUUUAUGGAUGAUGAGGCCCAUUGGUAACCACUUUAAGUUACCUCACAACAUUCAUGUCAGUCCAGACUUAGGAUUGGCCACACCUACAUCACGCACUCUUUUGUGCUGAAGAGAGAGGAGACCCCACUUUGUGAGUACUGUGACUCUCGCCUCACCGUGGAACAUUUCCUCGUUGAUUUCCCCAGAUGUCAGGGAGAAAUAUUUUAGAGCCACUAACUUAAAAAUAUUAUUUGAUAAUGUCGACCCUGGGAAGGUACUGGGCUUUAUCCGGGAAGUGGGGUUGUCUACGAAGAUCUGAUUUAUGAAUUUGGGAACAUCUACUAUUUACAUUAGAUUUUUACCAAAUAAUUAAAUUUUUAUCACCUUUACUAUUUUAACUGUGAAUAGACCUUGCUUUUAAUGAUAUGACUGUAUAGAAUUUGGCCCUUGUUGUUUAGAGAGAGAAUAAUCCUUAAAGGACUGCAGGCACGACAUGGCCUAAAUUGUGCCGAUGUGCCUAAAAUCAAAUCAAAUCAUUCAUGCCAGCUCAUUGUAAAACGGGAAGUUGGUUUGGGGUUAUGGGACUCUGGCGUCUGGAACUGGUCACGUGUUAAACAUGCGUUUAGCCAAAAACAACCAUCUGGUACAAACAAGUAAAAUUAUGAAAAAUCCUUUAAUUUCUUUUUAAGGGAAACCACCGCAUAAUUACACCCACAUAUAUAUAACUAUUGCACGGUUUAUCUUCCCUUUUUCUUUAUAAAACAAAAUUAAUUAAAUACCUGUAAUUGAUUAUCUUCUUCUUCGUUCUUAUUGUUAUGUUGGAGCGUUCAUAUGACUAGACCAAUACAUGAGAUGAACUGCGCAGUGGUUUCCAAAUCAGGGAGCUCUCCAUAUAGUUUUCUUUCUAUUGGGGUGUUUUGGGGCCAGUGUCUUAUACGGGCCUCUUGGUAAAGAGAGCAGUUUUGGAGGACGUGGUCGGCAUUCUCUGGUGAUACUCCACAUGGGCAAAUUUCACUGGUUCCGAUUUUGAGCUUCCGGUACAUCUGUUUGGUUAUUUUUUCUACAAAGCUUAUAUCAAUCAACCCACUCUGUCUUGGAGUACACACUUUCCCUCCCACUUUCCAGUCUCAGAUCGAGUUGAAACUUUACACAAUUAUACAUUGUUCCAAACAACCCAUCCAUCAAAAAAAAAAAUGAACCAAUUUAUUUGAUCAAUUACUGGUCAUUAAUUAAUUUUGUUCUAUACAAAAUUUAAAAUUAAAGACAAAAAAAAGGAUAAACAAGAUUUGGAGGUGCUAGAUGGGAUUUCACAUAGCCUUUGCAUCUUUGAAGUUUCAGUGUCAGUUGGUACAUCAGAGAAUUUGUUGAUAAAUUCAAAACAAUGUGUUUUUUUUUUAAAGACUGGUAGUGGAGAAUUGGUAAAUUCCUCAACAUCUCAUAAACUUCCAACUAAAUAUUUAACCUAUGGCAAUUGUAACCAUAAUUAUUGAAUAACCUUUACAUUUAUAAAUUUAUUAAAUUCACAUUUCUAAAAUAUAUACAAAAAAAAAAAUUCUAAGCACUAACACUAUCACAUACCGGUACUUUGGCGCAAGGGAAAUAACCCAAUGUUUUAAGACGCAGACGGCGGUUUUUUAGGGGGGGGGGGGGGACCAAUUAUUCUAAAUUUGCAAUUGACUCUAAUGUUUCUGAGUUUGCCAGCCAGAAUACAAGUUAUAAUAUCUACAUUCCAAAUAUUUUUUAGGGUUUUUAAUCAGCACCCCAUUGCAUUAUGCUGGGCUGGUACUUAGAAUAUAGAACCAUUUCUGAACUAUGCAAUUAUUUUCCAAUUUACAUUUAGAUACUUGUGUAGGCUAAAUCACAAAGAGUGAAUUGCAUUUUUUAAAACUUCAACUACAGUGAGUUGUUUUCUUUUCAAACACAAAUCCUAAGACUUUAAACAAAAAUUGAAAGUAUUUGAAGCUUAAGAUUUGUAUUUUUAUCUUUUUUUACUUCUUUUUUUUUGUCUACAUUAAAAUUUAUAAACUUCAAAGCCAAAAUUUUGAAUGCCAUCUUUGAAUUGAUAAAUGUGUUUGAAAUAAAGAUGAAUAAAUGAGACGCUUGUUUGACAUGUGCAACAAAUGAUAUUCUUGUACAAUACAUAUUCAAUGCUGUCAUAAUAAUUAUCAUGUAUAAAUCAUACAUGUAUAUGUUAUUGCCUUUACAAUAUUACUAUAUAAUUCAUAGACAAUCAAUGUCAUGGGUUUAUAUAUCAAUAAUCUUGAUUUUAUUUAAGAUAGAUACUACAGCAGGUUUAAUAUAACAACUUUCUAAAAUAUUUUUAAUAGUCGAACCUCAAUAAAUUGUUUUUCAUAGAUUCCAAUAAUCCAUUACCACAUUUUAACACAAUCCAUUACCACAUUUCAACACAAAUAAACUCUAAAACUUAAAGACAUUGCAUGAUAUAACUAGGUCAUGCUCUUAUACUUCAAGUAUGUUUGUACAUAUAUGUCAUGUCAGUGUUUUUGUUUAAUAAAUUACAUGUGUAAUUCUUACAAUGCAUGUAAGAGAAUUAUGAUGACAAGGACAGAAGAAAAUCAGGAAAAUAAAAAAUAAUUAAAAUAAAACUAUCUUGUUUAUUUAUAGUGAUUUAUAUUUAAUUUUCAGAGUAUUUUAGUAUAGUAUUCACUAACAUAAGAUUAGCCAAGUUUAUGAUCUUGUUCUGAAUGAAGAA